UCGGCGAGCUUUAGUUAGAGCAGUGUCGCCUUACGGUUAGUACGAUUUAGUUAGGACCCUGUGUGCUUUUGGCUGUAUAGUUCCUGUACGUUAAUAAAAAUUUAUACCUAUAUACAUAUAUACACACACAUGUUUAUAGAAUAUUAUAGCCAGUAAAACUUCCGGAACAAAAAGCGGCUUGCGUAGGCUUUGUGCUGUCGUCGAAAAUCUCGGUGUUGCAAUUUUAACGAAGCUGAAGGAAGAUCUCAAUUAAAGGGCCAGGCACCUAGAGGGAAGGAGCCUGUUCACAGGACAGGGCAGGCGAUCUCUCGCGAAGGUGAAGUGUGCCGAGAAGAACGGGAAGAAAGAAGAUCCUUCGAGAAAGAAGAUCGGAAGUGUUUAAUUUUGGCUUCAUACAGUGUGUGCUCCUUCGGGACCCCGCGUGAUCCCGGAAAUUAUCGUGUGAAGUAUAAUCAAACUACGGAACACAACAGUCAAGGCACGGCACCGUCGUCGGGAAGCCCGAAGCAGAACAAAGGAAAAUUAAGCAGAACUGACAGAAACAUUUAAUUUUAUUUCGAUAUCCUUCGCUCCUUUUGUGUUCCCGAUAUCGCCCGUCUCCGGCUCCAUUCUGUGGUUCUGUGUGUCUGUCUCUCCAUCCGGUAGCUCCACGCGAGGAGGAGAGCCUUCCGUUCAUUUAUUUUCGCUUUUUUCGGUGAUUUAGUUAUUAUAGGCGUCUCUACUGGCCUCUGCCUUCCGGUCGACCUGGUAAAAAAGAAGAACUAAGGCGAGGGUGGAAGUGCUAGUGCUGCUCUACCUAUCUCCCCCGGUAUAUCUAUCUACUGGCCGCACUGUUCGCGUGUGUGUGUCUGCCAAAAGAUAAUUUCGCCAUUCGCGCAAAAAUAGUGGAAAAACCUCAACCGUCUGCUUGGCUAGUUGGCUCGGAACGUCAAUAUUGCGCUUUGCGAAGCGAAUUGGAACAGCACGAAGAAGCGGUCUCCGCCGAGUCAAACUCGUUUUUCCGCUUGAAGUGAAACCCGCAGGGAAAGCCGACAAGGAACGAUCAUAAAAAGAAGUAAAAAGGGCGUAUAAUAAAAGAAACUAGAGUACAUAAAAUAUCAUAGCACGACCCUGUGCAGCGCCACACUGUGAAGGCGCGCUCCUGAGUCGUAAAAAAAGGGGGCAGGCCCCUCGGCGCUAACAACAACAAACACAAGAAGAACAAAACGAAGAAGCCGCGGUUUAUCCCUUGGAAAAGCUCAAACAACGGGAUCCAAGGAAGCCAGUGUCUGCAAACCAUCAUCGCCUCCUGCGACGACUUGAAAGUAAAACCAGGACAUUCGCCUCCCCUGUGCGCCCGCUCCCCACAUUCCGGCUCCGUAGAACACACAUUCGCGCGAGCCCAAGCGCCGCAUCUCUGAAAACCGUGCAUAUCGUGCUGAGAUAUUAUUUACAUUUCAUUUCAUUUUAAUAGCUUCACUCUCGGGAAGUGAACCAACACAGUGUGUGAAGUGAAGGAAGAAAUCGUCCCUCGGCGGUAGUGUUUGUGCGCGUUGUUUAGAAAUAAUUACGGCUAUCCCAGUUGAAAGGAAGAAAAAGACGAGCAAGUAACUGUUGCAAAAACUCCAUUCUGGUGCGAUAUCAUCAAAAGUCAAUUAAGUCCAUCGUCAACGAGUGCUAGUCAAUUUCCCCCUUAAGACAAACAAACAGACCCGGUUACCCUACGUGCUGUACCCUAAGAUGUUGGCCAUGUCCACGCUGAUGAUGCCCGCACCAACGAUGGCCCUGAGUGCCGCCCCGCAGUUGACCGUGGGACCUCACAAACCCCCGGAAACGAAACUGCUCACGAUUCACCCGGCCCAUUCGGCUCAAUCGCAAACAACUCCGCAGCAUCAGUUGCACCAGCAGCACCAGCAGCAGCAACAGCAAGCUCAACAGCAACAGCAGCAGCAGCAAGUUGCAGCCCAGCAGCAGGCCGCCGCCGCCGCCGUUCAACAACAGCAGGCGGCAGCGGCUCAGCAGCAGGCGCAGCAACAACAGCAAUUGCAGCAGCAGCUGGCCGCCACCGUCAAGCAGGAAAUGUCCUCGUCGUACCACUGGCAUCUGCCCCCGGCAAGCAGUGGAAACGCAGUCGUCAAGAUGCCCUGGAAGACGUCCUCGAUGACGGCAACGGCAGCGGCAACAACGACGACGGCGGGCAUGGGCAUCACGACGACGGUGCGACACCACGGUUCCAAUGAGAACUUAGAGCAUUAUCACAUAUUUGUCGGCGAUCUCAGUCCGGAAAUCGAAACGCAGACACUGAAAGAUGCCUUCGCUCCUUUUGGGGAUAUAUCAGAUUGCCGCGUGGUCCGGGAUCCACAGACGCUGAAAUCCAAAGGCUACGGCUUUGUGUCGUUCGUGAAGAAAUCGGAAGCGGAGAAUGCAAUUGCUGCCAUGAAUGGACAAUGGCUCGGAUCGAGAUCCAUUAGGACAAACUGGGCCACCAGAAAACCCCCGGCAACCAAGGCAGAGUUGAACGCCAAGCCGCUCACCUUCGACGAGGUCUACAACCAGAGCAGUCCAACCAACUGUACCGUGUACUGCGGAGGAGUCGGCGGAACCCUGGCCGGAGGAUUGAGCGAAGAGAUCCUGCAGAAGACGUUCUCUCCGUUCGGGACCAUUCAGGAGAUCCGCGUCUUCAAGGACAAGGGAUAUGCUUUUGUGAGAUUCUCGACCAAGGAAGCCGCCACCCAUGCCAUCGUCGCCGUACACAACUCGGAAAUCAACGCUCAAACGGUCAAAUGCUCCUGGGGUAAGGAAAGUGGCGACCCGAACAAUGCUCCGUCGCUGGCGAGUCAAGCCCUGAGCCAGGCUGGAUUCCCCUUCAACACGGCUUACGGCCAGCAGGUUGCGGGCUACUGGUAUCCACCUGCUCCGACCUAUCCGACGACGCCAGCUCCGGCCGCUGCCCCGCUACAGAGCCAGUUCCUACAGGGCAUGCAGGGCUACACGUACGGACAGUUCGCCGGCUACCAGCAGGGUUAUAUGGGAAUGGGCAUGCAGCUGCCAGGAGCCUGGCCUGGUGUCCCGACUCAAGCGCAGAUCCCUGCCACCGCUCAGCAACUGGCACAGGCCGGCGUCGGAGGAGCCCUUCCACAGGCUGCCGGUGUCGUCGCCUACCCGAUGCAGCAAUUCCAGUUAGCUGACGAUGAAUGGCUAGCGCCCAGCCUUCUAGUGUAGCUCCCUUGAUGGCCAUCGUCACUGUGCGGCUGUGCGGUGCCACAGCACAAGUAGAGCUCCCUCCCCUCCCUUCUGAUUCCGCAGAUCAAUCAGUCAGUCAAGCAAACCCAAAUUCCGUGUUCCUUCAUGACCACGUCGCGCAAUUUGGCACGGCCAUCACCAACGGUGGGAGGAUCGCAAACCAAAAAAAACAAAAAUCAAACAAUGAAACAAAGCCUCUCAGUGCUGAGUCCACAGAGGGCACCACUAGUUUUAUCUCGCAUUUUCCGGUCGAUAGUCCGAGCGAAAAUGGCAAAAGUAGGCGCGUUGAAACAAGCGACGUUAUUGAAGCGAUUUGUGAAAACAAAACUUAAAGUAUUACACAUACACUGAGAAAAAAAGGUUGGUGAUUGUACCAAGAAAAAAAAUAACAAAAAAAAAUAAAACACAAACACACACAUGGCAUAUAAGAAAAUUGACAUAAUUGGUAAGACAUACCCUUAGAUAGUAACAAUGAAAGAAGCAGCGUUAACGACGUUUGUAAAUAUAAUAUUGGAAUUAAAUGAAGAGAAAGAGGUGAGAAACCUGCUUAAAUCAUGUGAGAGAAAGCGAAUUGUAGACAGGUAAGACAUGCAGCAAUUGGAAAAUAUUCACACAUAUUAGAAACACAUGCAGCUCUGAAUCGUCCAGCGAAGUGAAAGAGAAACAACCCAAACCGAAUCAAAGUCGGAAGCGCACUUUUCGAAUCAUUUGUUUGUAUCCGCAAAACAGUCGUCUAGUAAGUCCAUCUCACGAUCACACAAAGUAUUAGACCGUUUAUUUUACGACUUGCGUGUUUUUCGAGUCGCUCUAUUUUCGGAGGUUUUUAUAACGAAAUCAAAACUAACGGAACGAAAGAGUUAUUUUUCGAUAUGAUUGUUUCAAACCAGUAUGAUUGUUGAAUCAAACGACAAAACCAUAGUGCAAAAAUACCGUAUUUUAGUACAAUCAAUCGUUUUUCUUUUCGAAUUCUAUUUUUUCUAUUUACUUUUUUGCCAAUGAAGACAACCAAACUUAGAAACAGAUUGCGGUACAUCCGGUUUUAGCGAAUAGAAGGAGAAACACAUCACAACGUAUGAGAAUUGGGCAAGAAUUUCGCGCUCUCUCUUCACACUUGCACAUAAAACGUACAUGGAUAUAAUACACUCUUAUACAUAUACAAGAACAAACAACAUAGAUAGGGAUUAUUUUAAAGAAGUACACGUGAAGGGAGGAUAAAUGCAAAUAACACAAAUUUACAGAAUUGAAAAGGCAAAUCAGUUGGGCCCUUUAUCUUUAAUCGCAGUAAACCACAAACCAGCAAACCAACUUACACAUACAACAAUAGCUGAUGGUAUGAAGAAUGCCACUAACACUACUUUAUUUAAGGAAUUGGGUCUCCGAGUGGAUCGCCCGCUAAAAAAACAACCAAACCACAAUGUUAGUGAGUAGAGAAAGUAUUAACAAACCAUCUUAAACGAACAAGCAAGCAAGUAAACCUUAACCAAUAAAACAAAAUCAAACAAACAACAUUUAACACAAACACACCCAUGCAUACGCCACGAAGCAAUUACCUAGAAAAGAUGAAAUGAAGAAAAAACAUACAAUUAACUUUAUUGGAAGCUAUGGACAAACUAUGUUCGAAGCACACUCACACACUAACUUGAAAUACUACAUUUAUAAACAAGGGAAGAAACCAUGGAAAUACGUUGAACAGUAGUAGUCAAUACUAAACAUAAUCUUGUAGAUCGUAGUAGGCGCACAUAAUUUUAGUGUAAUUCUUUUUUGAAACCCGUUCAUUGAAUGCUUCGUCGUCGUGUGGAAACCCCGUGCGAGGACUUUGAUUUGUGAGACGAUGUUAGAGCCGACCAAAACCCGUUCGUAUGACGCGACACGACACUGUGUUGUAUUCGACCUUCUUCCAGAACCCCUUAAAACUCUACCCCCCUACCCCUAUGCCCCCUCGUUCAACAGUAGUGUCUAAUGAAAACUAGUUGUGUUGUUAGUGAGUAACUGCUUUGUUACAUCCUACCCGGUGAACCUGUCUAAGAAACAUGAAAUCACGCCAAAACGGUUCGAUCUUUGAUGGUAGUAGUGAAGUGUGCUGUUGCUCUCCGCAGAGCUCAAUCUCCCCCCGUUUUUUUCAGUUCUGUCGAUUUUUGUCGACAGGGGAACCGUUCCUCAGUUGACACAAUCGUUUUGUAUGUUCAAAAUCGCGCAAAGUAGGCACCGUCUUUCUUCCUAUCUGGUUGGACGGAACACGUCAAAGUAGCCAUUGAUUUUCUGUAGGUUUGUAUAGAUGGAAGUGGAGAACCGCAAACUAGUAAAAUCAAUCCCAGCAACCGAGGAAGUUUUUUUGAGGCAGAGAAUAAUGCAAUCAAGUCUUCUAGUGGAACGAAAGAAAAAGAAGGAUAGUUAAAAACGAAAGAAGAGCGAUUGCUAGAUCGAGAAAGGGACGCUAGGAAAGUAAGUAAGACAGAAAACUAUUGAGAAUCACUCCCAGAUUUUUUGACAGGAGGCAACCAUAUCUUUAUAUAUACAUAUAGUCAGAACGGAAAAGAGUAUGGACACUAGAAAAAAAUCCAAUGGGUUAGGGCAGUGACCGGCAUUACACUAUAGCGAUUAGUUGGCCGCUAGGAAAGGCAAAACCAGUUUCCACCCGUUCCAAGCUCAGUUCCAGUUUUUUCCCUUAGCAGCAGCAACAACAACGGUGGCAUUUCUAUGAACGCACACUUACCCAGGCAGACAUUCACGAGAAAAAAAACAUUAACAGGUGGUAUGCGUUGAGAAGGUGAGCAAUGGUGGAAUACGAACAUGUGAAAUGAUUUUUUUUUUUUCAUGAAAAGAGACUCUUCUUCUUUUGUUCCUAUUGAGACGGCCAUAUUUGUAUUCUAAAUGAAUCUAUGACGAAAGGUCGAAAGACAAAACGAUGGAAGAACAAAAGGCCGAAGUUGUAAAAGUUCGAAACUAUUUUUUUACGAACAGAUAAUAUUUCAUGAAGCUGUGCUUAAGCCUAGGCUUUAGAGCCAAGAUACAAGGAUGAAAUACCUGUGUCUCAUUCUAAGAGAAAAGACAUUCGGACCUAUUGGAGUGUGCAUUAACUAGAAUGGAAUAGAAGAGAGAAUUUCGCAAGAAGCCUAUCGCUUUCAAAAUGUUGUCCUUUCAAGUUUUUAUCCUUCCGACGUUUUGUCUUUCUGAGUCUUGUUUCUGAACCAUUUUCACGACUUAAUAUUUUUAAAUAUUGUCCAAAAAUAGUUGUAAAUUAAUAACGAGAGCCUCUGUAUUCUGAAAUGAGAAUCAUUUUACAUGUUUGUAUUAAAAGAAAGCUCUGGAGUUGAAGCAAGUUGUCAGUGAAAGAGAUGUGUCUUUUCAGAAUUUUCAAAUUUGUUUUCUAGGCUCAACAGAUUUAUUGUUAUUUCAUUGCAAUCUUGGUGAAGGGAGAUUUUCGGAUCAACAAUCGCAACAACCAAUCUCUUGGUUGUUUGCAAAUAAGGUUAAUAAUCUUGCAGUUCUAAAAAAGUCCUCCGGGCGUCGAGCCAAGAAGUCCUACGAGCUUCGAGCUAGAGAUCCUCCGGACAUCGAGCCAGAAGUCCUCCGGGCUUCGAGCCAGAAGUCCUCCGAGCUUCGAGCCAAAAGUCCUCCGGGCUUCGAGCCAGAAGUCCUCCAGGAUUCGAGCCAGAAGUCCUCCGGGCUUCGAGCCAGAAGUCCUCCGGGCUUCGAACCAGAAGUCCUCCGGGCUUCGAACCAGAAGUCCUCCGGGCUUCGAACCAGAAGUCCUCCGGGCUUCGAACCAGAAGUCCUCCGGGCUUCGAACCAGAAGUCCUCCGGGCUUCAAGCCAGAAGUCCUCCGGGCUUCGAGCCCGAAGUCCUCUGGGCUUGGAGCCAGAAGUCCUCUGGGCUUCGAGCCAGAAGUCCUCUGGGCUUCGAGCUAGAAGUCCUCCGGGCUUCGAGCCAGAAGUCCUCCGGGCUUCGAGCCAGAAGUCCUCCGGGCUUCGAGCCAGAAGUCCUCCGUGCUUUGAGCCAGAAGUCCUUCGGGCUAAGAGCCCCUUCGGUGCUCCUAGCAUCGAACUAGAAACCCUCCGGGCUUCGAUCCAGAAGUCCUAAGAAUUGCUGUAAAAUCUUUCAAUGAUACUCAUUGUCAAGUCUGAUCCAACUCCAGAGAAUUCCCACUUCCACCAUCAUGCUAAGUACUUUUAAAUCGACUCAAUGCUGCACAAUUACGACAAAAAUCAAACAUGUAAAUAUGAAAUCAAAACUUGAGCUGUUAUUUAAAAGACCAGUAAUUAAAUGAACGAAACAAAACAGUAGCAUUACACCUAAAUCAAACAAAUGCCCGAUUAUGCAAUUCAAUUUUAAACAAAGUUUUGGUUGUGACAAGGGCGAAAGCCUAUCUAGCGAAAUCAGACGGAAACCGAAACUUUAGAUUGAAGAAUCAGAAUCAAAACUGUUUACUCGAAACGGCAAAUACUUAAUUAUAAAAAAGAACGUUGCUCUUCAUAAGUUUACUUUCAAAAGCACACAAAAAUCAAAACAGCCAAAACCAAGCCGGAAAUAAAUAAGAAAACUAAUUGUCAGACAUUUGGAAGGCGUUCAGAGCAUAAGCAAAUGCAUACAGACAUACACACACUUUGCAAAUGGCGUGAAUACUAGCUAAAAAGAAAGCAAACACAUGAUAAGAAAUAAAAGUAAAACAUAAACUUAAUUAAUGGCAAUCGAGAAUUGUUGUACUAUUGCAAUAAACUCAAAAUAUUUAAAAACGCAAAACGACAAACGAAACAUGAAAUAAUCAAUCAACAGAACUCAGCGUUGAUUUUCAGCAAUAAACGGAAAGACAGUCAAACGAGAAGCGAGCAAAACAAGAAGCAAGAAGAAACCUAAGGUUGCAGGAUCUAACCCUGGUAAUUAAAAAAAAUAUUACUCGAAACUGAAAAGCAUUAGAAAGCAACACAGUUCAAUCCCUUGUGUGAAUAUCCUGUUAUAUUAUUAUCGUUCCCCUGUGUUCCAGUCUCAAUCGUGUUAAGUUUUGGUUUUACCCUCUAGGAAAAAAAUACUACUAAUGCAAAGAACGAACAUUGCGAAUGAAAACUAAAACUCACAUAAAGUAAAAGAAGAAAGAAACACACAUACACACUCACACUUACUAUCCUGUGAUUUUAGCUGAAAUUAGUGCAAAAAAAAGUAAGAAUUGAAAAAAAAAUGAAAACAAGAAACUACUGUUGGCUGUUGUUUAGAACUACGUUCUUGUUUUCUAACUUUGAUUUACUUCGUUUCCGAAUGUUCGGUUUCUUCACGGAUUGGAUUCAAAAUCUAUCGACUGUUGUAUCAGCCUGUCACGUCCCGUUGCGUGGAAUGUUCGAGCCGCCAACUUUCCACAAUACCCUCUUCAUUCUCCUGUUGAGAUUCUUUUUUUUUUCGUUGACUUUCAUUUCUGUUUGACUUGUUUUACUUUGUUUCGUUCUCCGUUCUAAAACCCCCUUUGAGGCAAUUAUCAUUAAUGGAACAAAAUGUGGAUAAAUAUUUUUAAUGAAAUUAUAUUAAAGUGAAAAGUAAGGAAAAAUGAAAACACAUAGAUUAGUAAAAUGAAUAUAUUUAUAGUGUUAUACUUGAAAAUAACAACAUAACUGAUAUGAAAAUAUAAAUUUAUUAUAUAUACAUUAAACAAAAAAGGUAAAUAAACAAUAUAAUGAAAUAUAAUAUAUGAAUUGAAUGUAAGGCAUUUUUUACCAAGAAAAAAAAACAAGAAAAAGACAAAAAACCAAUAUAUAUACACAACACACAUAAAAUAUAUAUUACGAGCAUGGGAAUGGCAUAACAAACUGUGGAGUGGAAUUAUGGAAAAUAACGAAGUAAAUUUAAAUAAAUGAACAAAACCCAAAAUUGUGAAUAAGUAAAGGAAUUAUAUACAAGCAAAAAUUAAUUAUUUUGACGAAAGCAAAAUCGAAAAAACAUACUAUAUUUAUAACAAAACAAGUAAGUAAACAACCAAGUACAGUUAAAUGAGACCAUAGUCAAUAGCAUACAAUUAUUGCAGCAGCAAAACACGACAUGCAUAAGUCACAAAAACACACAGACAUUGAGCGGAAGGCUUUCUUUGUGUUACGAACACGGUUAGAAGAGAAUGCUUGUGAAAUGCUGUAGGAAAUCAACAGGAAAGCUUUGAAACUCAAGCACAAAGCAUUCAUUUUGACCAGCUUGAAACGAAAGAGAGCCGAAAGCAAAUAUUAAAAGGAGAAAACAAACCUAGCAAGUAAUAGAAACAAGUGAAUUAAACAAAAAAACAAGAAUAUUGAAUUAAGUGGGAAGACAAGAUAUUACAACAUUUGCACACUAUAGAUGUAGAAGCACCAAAAACAAAACACAAUGAAUAAGCAUAAAUGAAAUUGUUAUAAACCAAGAGGAAAAAAAGAUCAAUUUAAGGAAAAAAAACUAUCAUAGAGAAAAAUAACGCAGCAACCAAAAAGAAAAAUAAAGAGUCCCAAGUAAACCGAAGAAAAUCUUGUGAAAGACUUGGGUAAAAAACACAAAAAAACGAUAUUUAGUAGGCUGUGGUUUAUAAAGGGUGUUUUGUUUCAUCUUUUCUUCCAAGAAUGAGAAAAUAAAAUGCAAAAUUCGUCGGUGUGACCGGACAGCAUGUGCCCCUCCAAACUUCCGGGCUCACUAAGAGUAAAGAAAGAAAACCACAUACAAACAUAUAUUAAAACGAGAAAAAAAAUAAAAUGCAUUGCGCGAAAAGGCGCAAAAUACACAAAGGUUUCCAUUCGGCAAAACAAGCAGUGCGAGUUUUCUUUCUUUCCUCAGAGAAACAAAACGGCGGCACACAAAAAGCGAUGGAUCAAAGAAAAACUUUAAAAAAGAAACAAACCAAAUCAGAGGAGAGAACCCAUAGGAAAAGACAGAAUCUUAAACAUUUUGAUAGGGUUACUGAUAUUUUUUCCAAAAAAAAAAGUAUAUAUGAACCGUUUUUUUACCCAUUUUGAUAAAAUUUGAUAAAGCGAACAAAAAAUGAUGAGACAAAACAACGCCCCCAAGUAGCCAGACGAGGAUAUUAUUGAGUAGAAUAAAACAAAAAAAAAACAAGCACACAUAAAUCGAAAAUAUUUAAGCAAAAAAAAACAAAAACCACUUAAGAGAAGACAUGGUCGGGAAAAAAGAACAACGCAAAAACAUAUGUUUAAAAACAUAACCAGAAAAAAAUAAACAAAUAUUCGUUGAUAAAAAUGAGUGAAAAAUUUACAAAUUACUAUUAUUUAACCAAACAACAAAUAGAGCAGCGCAAACAGAGAUUGCAAACAAGCAUAAACAAAAAAAAUACACCGCCACUGAAAAGAUAUUUCCGAUAACAGAAAACAAAAA
Molecule: messenger RNA, 10551 nt
Organism: Aedes aegypti (yellow fever mosquito)
Lineage: Eukaryota; Metazoa; Arthropoda; Insecta; Diptera; Culicidae
Product: nucleolysin TIA-1
Exons: 9
Coding region: 1720-3201 (493 amino acids)
Molecular function (GO): RNA binding
Source: RefSeq, a predicted model, not a curated record